This is a messenger RNA of Pongo pygmaeus (Bornean orangutan), 631 nucleotides long. Its product is annotated as immunoglobulin iota chain. The coding region runs from base 40 to 471 and encodes 143 amino acids. The transcript has 2 exons. The record is from RefSeq and is a predicted model, not a curated record. Lineage: Eukaryota; Metazoa; Chordata; Mammalia; Primates; Hominidae.
ACCGUGGCCACAGGAGUCAGAGCUCUGCGCGUCUGCACCAUGUCCUGGGCUCCUGUCCUGCUCAUGCUUGUCUACUGCACAGGUUGUGGUCCUCAGCCGGUGCUGCAUCAGCCGCUGGCCAUGUCCUCGGCCCUUGGAACCACAAUCCGCCUCACCUGCACCCUGAGGAACGACGAUGACAUCGGUGUGUACAGCGUCUACUGGUACCAACAGAGGCCGGGCCACCCUCCGAGGUUCCUGCUGAGAUACUUCUCACAGUCAGACAAGAGCCAGGGCCCCCAGGUCCCCCCUCGCUUCUCUGGAUCCAAAGAUGUGGCCAGGAACAGGGGGUAUUUGAGCAUCUCUGAGCUGCAGCCUGAGGACGAGGCUAUGUAUUACUGUGCUGUGGGGGCCCGCAGCUCGGAGGAGGAGAGGGAGAGGGAGUGGAAGGAAGAAAUGGAACCCACCGCAGCCGGGACACGUGUCCCUUGAACUGAAGACAGCAGGGGCAUGCAUCCCCUUGGAGAGGCUGUCAUGGAAGAGGGUGGAGCCGAUGCCCGAAGUGCCGAGGAGGCUGAGCCACUCAGUGUCUCCUGGUCCUGCAGUGUUGCUGUAAAUCCCCAUUGGAGACUGCAUUAGGGAAUUAAAGCUG